CUUCUCCCCUGGCCCAGGCGAAAGAAUGGCUUCUCUGGGGCUGGAGGAGGAGCUGGACUGUGUCAUCUGCCUGGAGCUGUACCGGGAACCGGUCACUCUGCUCUGCGGCCACAACUUCUGCCGUAAGUGCAUAAAAGAUUACUGGGACCUCGGGGAGAUCAACUGCCCCAAGUGCCGGGCCCCGUUCGAGCAGCGCCCCGCGCUGCACAAGAACGGGGCUCUGUGUGACGUGGUGGAGGCCCUGCGGGCGGCCAAAGAGCAGCCGGCAGCGACGGAGCCCGCGCUUGGCCCGUGCCCCGCUGCCCGGUGCCCCCGUCACGGGCGAGCCCUGGAGCUCUAUUGCAGGACGGAGAAGCGGUGCAUCUGCUGCGCCUGCACCGUGGGCCAGUGCGAGGGCCACCUGCGAGUCCUGGCCGAUGUGGAGCGCAAAGAACAGGAGAAAUGGCUGAAGGAACAGCUGGAGGAAAAUCGGAAUCAGAAAAUCAAGAUUGAUGAACUACUUAAGGAAUUUCAGGAUGAGACUGACAGGAUCCAGAAUUCAGCCAACACCUGGGCCUUGGCCAUCUCUGAAAAAGUCACUUGCCUGCUGCGGACCCUCGAAGCAUGGCGGGAUAAGGCACUCCAGAACUUCGAAAAGGAAAAGAUGGCUGUCCUGGCCCAAGCCAAAGAGACCAAACAGUGUCUUCAGGACCACCUGGAGCUCCUGGCACAGAACACCCAGCAGAUCCAAGAGCUGCUGACUUGCCCCAGUGAUGUGGGCUUCCUCCAGAGGUCUCCACUUCUGACACCUCCUGGGUCUUUGGCACCAGUGCCCUUACUGAAGUGGGAUGACGACGUCGAUCAGCUGAAGGAACUGAAGACACUAGACCAAAUCUAUCAACUCCUCCUGAGGAACGAGACGGACCCUGGGAUGCCUAGAGAUGCAGAUCCUGGUUUCAAGGGACCCUUGGAUCUGACCCCAGGACCAGUGUGCCAUCUGAGGAAGGAACUGAGACAAAGUUAUGAGCCCUUGGCCCCACUCCCACCAGCCGCCUCAGGUGUGCCCGUGUGGCAGGACCGCACCAUCGCCUCCGCUCAACUUCGGCUCCUAGAGUAUUCAGCUUUCAUGGAAGUGCAACGAGAUCCAGACACGGAUGUGGACGAUGUGGAUCUUCUUUAUCUUCCCAUCAGUGUCCCAAAUGGCAUCUUCAGAUCAGCUGGUGGCAGAGUUUGCACCCAUGGAAGUCAAUGA
Messenger RNA from Gracilinanus agilis (Agile Gracile Mouse Opossum), 1231 nucleotides. RefSeq names its product tripartite motif containing 65 (gene TRIM65). NCBI's taxonomy places the organism in Eukaryota, Metazoa, Chordata, Mammalia, Didelphimorphia, Didelphidae. The transcript is spliced from 7 exons. The coding region runs from base 26 to 1231 and encodes 401 amino acids. Gene Ontology annotation, biological process: positive regulation of autophagy. The record is from RefSeq and is a predicted model, not a curated record.